Ricinus communis (castor bean) is the source of this 2051-nucleotide messenger RNA. RefSeq names its product protein FAR1-RELATED SEQUENCE 9. The coding region runs from base 150 to 1799 and encodes 549 amino acids. NCBI's taxonomy places the organism in Eukaryota, Viridiplantae, Streptophyta, Magnoliopsida, Malpighiales, Euphorbiaceae. Gene Ontology annotation, biological process: regulation of DNA-templated transcription. Gene Ontology annotation, molecular function: zinc ion binding. The record is from RefSeq and is a predicted model, not a curated record. The transcript is spliced from 3 exons.
UUUUGGCGAAUGGGCAUCAUUACCGCACUUCUGAAUUGAGCGUGGCGGUAAAAACCCUUCAGAGAACAGCAGCAGCAGCAGCAACAGGAACAGGAACAGGAACAGCAACAACACGGAAAGAAAAGAGUUAACUCUUAAAGUAAAGUGAGAUGAGUGCUGGCAGGCAGAGGACUCUCGGUAGUGGGGUUCAGCAUGUAUUGGACUAUUUGAAGCGAAUGCAGGCAGAGAAUCCUGCUUUCUUUUAUGCAAUUCAGAAUGAUACUGAUCACUCUCUUGGAAAUAUAUUCUGGGCAGAUUCAACUUCCAAGAUGAACUAUAGUUACUUCGGUGAUACUGUUGUAUUUGACACAGUUUAUCGGACUAACAGAUAUAGGGUACCAUUUGCAGCAUUCACAGGAUUUAACCAUCACGGGCAACCUGUAUUGUUUGGUUGUGCUCUUGUUCUUAACGAGUCUGACUCCUCAUUUAUUUGGCUACUCCAAACUUGGCUUCAUGCAAUGUCUGGUCAACACCCAGUCUCUAUAACAACGGAUCCUGAUCGUCUCAUACAGGUGGCUGUUGCACAAGUUCUUCCUGACACUCGCCAUCGAUACAGUAAGCAUGGCAUACUUAGAGAAACCCAAGAGAAAAUGGCUCAUAUAUACCAAACACAUCCUACCUUUGAAAUUGAAUUUAAAAAGUGCAUCAAUGAGACCGAGACAAUAGACGAGUUUGAAUUAUCUUGGCAAACACUUCUGCAAAGAUACUAUGUGAUGGAUAAUGAAUGGCUUCAGUCUAUGCACAACGCUAGACAGCAGUGGGUCCCAGUAUACAUGCGAAAUACCUUUUUUGGAGAGUUGUCUGUAACAGAGGCAAGUGGAGAUUUAAACUCAUUCUUUGAUGGGUUUGUGACUGCAUCAACUACUAUACAGAUGCUGAUCAAGCAGUAUGAAAAAGCUGUAGCAAGCUGGCAUGAAAAGGAGUUGAAAGCAGACUAUGACACCACUAAUACGAUGCCGGUUCUGAAGACACCUUCUCCUAUGGAAAAACAAGCUGCUAACCUCUAUACUAGAAAAAUAUUUAUGAAAUUCCAAGAGGAAUUGGUUGAGACUCUUGCUAAUCCUGCAACCAAGAUUGAUGACUCAGGAACUAUCAGCACAUAUCGAGUGGCCAAAUUUGGGGAAGAAAUCAAAGCACAUACUGUUAGUUUUAAUUCUUUUGAAAUGAAAGCUAGUUGCAGCUGCCAAAUGUUUGAAUAUAAAGGAAUAAUUUGUCGGCACGUAUUAGCAGUUUUUAGAGGGAAAAAUGUUCUUACGCUUCCUACUCAAUAUAUAUUGAAACGAUGGACAAGAAACGUCAAGAGUGGGGCUGUGUUGGAUGAACGUGCUUCUGAAUUGCCCACCAAUUCCCGAGAGUCUCUAACGGUUCGAUAUAACAAUUUGCGACAGGAAGCUAUCAAAUAUGUUGAAGAAGGGGCUAAAUCUAUUCACAUUUAUAAUGUGGCAAUGGAUGCUUUACAAGAUGCUGCAAAGAAGGUUGCUGCGGUGAAGAAUAAAAGUCCUGGAGCUACACAGGAUGGGGCUUUGAGCAAUGGAAGUGGUCAAGAGCUGCAUGUAGCUGAUGAAAACAGAGUGGCUGCAUCUCAGUCUGCAGAUGAGAAAGAAAAGAAAAUUCGUGAAUUGACUGCGGAGUUGGAGAGUACAAAUCAACGCUGCGAAGUAUACCGAGCAAACUUGCUAGCGGUUCUGAGAGACAUGGAAGAACAGAAGUUGAAGCUAUCAGUGAAAGUUCAAAAUGCAAGGCUUAGUCUGAAAGAAUGAAUUGUAUAUAUGACGGGAAAUUUUAUGUUCUAAUUCUCUGUGAUUGUAAUUAAGGAUCCGAUACUGCUGUGGUCAGAAUCAGAGUGAGUGCCACACCAUGCAUUCAGGAGCUUGGAGUUGCCCAGAAGGCAUGAUGUAAUUUGUUUAUAGUUUAUAGAUUGUGAUUUUAUGAUGAAGGGACAGAGGAAGCUUUCAGACAAGUUUGGUUUUCUCUGUCAAGCAAUGGUAAAUGGUAGAUGACUGAUUUGAGUA